AUGUCUCGGUUCGUCGAUCCACUGGUGGUGGGGAGGGUGAUCGGGGAGGUGGUGGACCUGUUCGUGCCGUCGGUGGCCAUGGCCGUCUCCUACGGCGCCAAGGACGUCAGCAACGGCUGCCAUGUCAAGCCCUCCAUGGCCGCCGACCAGCCGCUGGUGCGCAUCUCCGGCCGCCGCAACGACCUCUACACGCUACUGAUGACGGAUCCCGACGCGCCGAGCCCCAGCGACCCGACCAUGAGGGAGUACCUCCACUGGAUAGUCAUGAACAUACCAGGUGGAACAGAUGCAACUAAAGGUGAUGUGGUGGUGCCGUACAUGGGGCCGCAGCCGCCGGUGGGCAUCCACCGCUACGUGCUGGUGCUGUUCGAGCAGAAGUCGCGCAUCGUCGACGGCUACGCGGCGCCGCCGGCGGACCGCCCCUACUUCAACACCCGCGCCUUCGCCUUCAACCACGAGCUCGGCCUCCCCGUCGCCGUCGUCUACUUCAACUCUCAGAGGGAGCCCUCCGGCAACCGCCGCCGCCGCUGA
Molecule: messenger RNA, 531 nt
Organism: Lolium rigidum
Lineage: Eukaryota; Viridiplantae; Streptophyta; Magnoliopsida; Poales; Poaceae
Product: protein MOTHER of FT and TFL1 homolog 2-like
Exons: 4
Coding region: 1-531 (176 amino acids)
Source: RefSeq, a predicted model, not a curated record